Schistocerca nitens (vagrant locust) is the source of this 2511-nucleotide messenger RNA. It is a transcript of the gene BCL7-like, whose product is annotated as B-cell CLL/lymphoma 7 protein family member B-A. NCBI's taxonomy places the organism in Eukaryota, Metazoa, Arthropoda, Insecta, Orthoptera, Acrididae. The transcript has 4 exons. Bases 149 to 535 code for a protein of 128 amino acids. The record is from RefSeq and is a predicted model, not a curated record.
AUACCAAGGAACAUCCAAUAUCGAAGUGGUCUCGCUUGUUGUGUAGUGUGUACAGUGUUGCUUGUAGUCUGCUUAAGCCAGAGUAGAAGCGGUGAUACAAAUGCCAUCUGGCACAGCCGACAUUAGAUUUUGAGCAUCAUUUUCCAAAAUGAUGUCGAGAUCCGUAAGAGCUGAAACCCGAAGCCGAGCUAAAGAUGACAUUAAACGUGUCAUGCAAGUCGUCGACAAAGUUCGACAUUGGGAAAAGAAAUGGGUGACUAUAGGAGACACAACUAUGAAAAUCUACAAAUGGGUUCCAGUUUCCAGUAGUGAACAGAAAAAGAAGAUGAAAGACCACAACAAAGAGAACACACCUUCACGGAAAGCAGCCCUGGAUUCCUCAAAUUCCAACUUUGGACUUGAAGAUUCUAACACAUGUUUCUCUGUUGUUAGUGAUUCUCAAGGGCCCACAGACUUCUCUGCUCAGCUCGGUUUUUCUGAAGACUCAAACUCUCAGAGCAGUGAACCAAGCAGCAAACGAACAAAAACAGAGUAAAUAUGGACUGGUUGCUGCACCCCAGAGAUGUGGUCACACACUUGUUUGUGCUGCUUUCAAAAGUGAAUUGACAGAUAUUAUUUGCACUAUGUUGUAUUUCCAAACUAUUAUAUGCAAUAUUUGCAAGUGAUACCUAUUUUCUAUUGGAAGCUGUUUCUGUUGAUUAUAUGAUUUCCUAGCCUUCUUGUGAGAGAAUGAGAACAGUUCAAACAUUUGCUUUGCAAGCAAUACUUAAGUUGUGAAUAAUUACUUUCCUGGCACAUGCUUGUGCCUGUUGUAUUUAUACUUUCUGUGGCAUUAGUCAUAACAUAUUGACCUGUAUGGAACAUCUAUGUAUGAGAAACAUGCUGCAAUGUUUGUGUGUCUUUUUUUUAUGCAAUAUUAGAUCUGUAAAUAUAUAUCUUUUGCGUGGAAUUGUGUGAAUUAGUUAAUAGCUUAAUAUUCAGUGAUGGGAAGGAAAAUUUCCAUUGACUUUCCACAACCCCAAUCUUAAAACUUUGUUACAAAUUGAUUUACAGUACUGGAAAAACCUGUUUCCAUUUGUGCCCUAGUUAUUAACAUUGUAGAUAUUGGCUUAUUUGAUGGCUUUUACAAAUCAUAUUCAGUGUAACUUUAUGAUAACUGUGCAAUGAGCAAGCUAACUCAGACCCAUGCUGAAUUAUUUCAAAUUCUUUUUUUCUACAAUAUUGCUUCAGUGUUGUGAACUUUAUAGAGAAAAAUAAUUUUUCUGCCACAGUUGAAAAAGAAAGGGACACUGGAGAAAAUUUCAUGGCAAACUUUGAUAAAGAGACAGUAUCUAUAUCACUGAGAGGAAAUUGGUACCAAUUGCAGCAUGGGGGCAACAAAAAUUCAGUUUUCAAUAUUUUGUGUAAUGAUUGACAGACUUAAAAAUUUUUAAGUGCUGCCCAAAACUAAUCAUUAAGAUGUAUAAUCUGAUCUGAGUGUUUGUUUUGAGGCAGUGUAACUGCCGGCGCACAAAUACAUGGACUUGAUUCAUCCAGUAUUUGAGAAUCAGAGCACCUAGCAAUUUUCAACAAAGUUUAGACAUUUCAGACUUCUAUGAAACUUUUUCUCACUGACACCCUGAACAAAAAGGUAAAAGCAAAACAUUUAUCACAUUUUGGCUGUUCAUGCAGUCAAACUUGAGCAUCAGGAAUAACUUUUAAAUUUAUUACUUCUUUACUACGAACUUCAUUUGCAACACUGCAUGCAUGCAUGCAUGCAUGCAUGCAGCAGCUACAUAAUCUCGUACCACAUGUGCAAAAUUAUCACUACACACCACACAGUUCAGGAGAUGUGACAUCAUAAACAUGGAGAUUUGUGAAAAACUAGCUUUUGCUUAAAGUGGAGGACAAAUUACCCAAUUUAUAUUCAUCCAGUGUUUCACAAUGUCUCCCAACAAACUAAUUUCAAAACUUUCAUUAUUUUUCUCUUGCUUUCGUGCUUAAAGGCAGAUAUUUAACACAUUUACUCAUUUGUAAUAGGGCAUUUGAAGCUGUUUUAUACAUGGGAGUUUGAGUCUGUUAAAGAAUCGAGGAUUUACUGGUAUGAUCUAACUGGUAAUUUGUGGUCUGAAUUGCCAGACAGAGUAGAGAUGAUGAUCUUUGCACUGUAUUAAUCUUCACUAUGUACUGAAAGUAUCUGUAGGUUUGAAGAACCUGAAUGUUUAAUGUGGCUCUUAACUAUGGCAAAGUAGAGCAUUAUGUUUUGAUAAAUGAAAAAUUCAGCUGGAGCUUAGAUGUCAAGGAAUAUAUUUGCAGAUAUUUGUGUGUUUGUAUAAACUGUAUGAAGUUUUCUGAAAUUUAAUUGCAGGUUUCUGUACCUUACAGGCUUCGGUAAUCUGUUUCUGCAUUUAUUUGUUAGCAGUGAAAGAAAGCCAUCCUUUAUAUUAAGGGAUGACUUAACAUUUUUUGGCUUUUUCAUUAUAAAAUUAUUUGGAGUUUUCUGAAUAAAACAGUUUCACCCUUCUAAGUGAA